Messenger RNA from Trematosphaeria pertusa, 634 nucleotides. RefSeq lists its product as uncharacterized. NCBI's taxonomy places the organism in Eukaryota, Fungi, Ascomycota, Dothideomycetes, Pleosporales, Trematosphaeriaceae. The record is from RefSeq and is a predicted model, not a curated record. The coding region runs from base 123 to 449 and encodes 108 amino acids. The transcript has a single exon.
CCGUGGAUAUCCUGCGCGGUGUGACACGAAGUGAGAAUCCUGAGGUGUGACCCGGACAAAGAAAAGUAGACGCGUGGCGGCGUUGCAUUCGGUUGCGGCGGCAUUCACCUGAUAGUAGUCAGAUGUUAGUGAAGGUAGACAGACAAAGACAGGCCGUGGAGAAAGAAAGUUGGCCGUUGAUGGUAUCAUUCCUCGCUUGUCGGGUUCCACGUCCCGCAUUCUUCGUCAAAGUAGGGUGUAACGAAAAGGGAUGCCGGUGCCAAGAAUGCAAUCUUCCAUUUCCAGAUUCCGAUCUUGUAUACAACUAUGUCCCUGCUGGUGGGGAGAGACCCAAAGAAAGCCACAAAAACGCGGUGCUGGAGGCUGAGCUGCCUUGCGUGCCUCCAAAUCCUAGAGCAGUAAUACAAGCGAGUCAAGAUGGACGUGAAGGAGAAACGCGCCUAGGAUGAGAAGCAACUGAACAGCCGAGCCCGCCCAAAGGAGAUGAGAAUCCUUAUGGAAUACAGCACAGAAGAGAAGAGAAGUCUAUCGCUGGAGACACAGACGGAACCGUUCGCGAGCAAGAAACGAGUGUAGAGCGGUAGCAAGUCUGCAAUGUGUGAUCAGCGGACAAGCCAGGUCAGGAUGAUAGGAC